This is a messenger RNA of Phycomyces blakesleeanus NRRL 1555(-), 318 nucleotides long. RefSeq lists its product as hypothetical. The coding region runs from base 1 to 318 and encodes 105 amino acids. The transcript is spliced from 5 exons. NCBI's taxonomy places the organism in Eukaryota, Fungi, Mucoromycota, Mucoromycetes, Mucorales, Phycomycetaceae. The record is from RefSeq and is a predicted model, not a curated record.
AUGGAUAAGAUUGACGAAGAUUCCCAUGCGCUCAUCAAGUCUGUAUCACAUCUUUAUCACAAAAUACCCGAGAUUCUUGUGAGGAAAGCAAUUCCUACAGUCAAGGGUUAUUAUGGAGAGGCAAAAGCUAUUAGAAGAGUUGCGGAAAGGUUCAAGGAAGAAAGUAUCAUUACGGGAACCAAGAUUCACUUAAAGAAGUUCUUUUACUUUGGGCAGCAAACGGCCCGAUGUGGCCUUAGUAAACCGGUCGAAAGACUUUCACAGUUGAAGACCUAUAAACCAAACUAUAUAAACCACGCGAUGUCUAUGCAGGUGUAG